Molecule: messenger RNA, 812 nt
Organism: Cariama cristata (Red-legged seriema)
Lineage: Eukaryota; Metazoa; Chordata; Aves; Cariamiformes; Cariamidae
Product: glutathione S-transferase theta-1
Exons: 4
Biological process (GO): glutathione metabolic process
Cellular component (GO): cytoplasm
Molecular function (GO): glutathione transferase activity
Source: RefSeq, a predicted model, not a curated record
GGCCAUCAAAUAGUGAAGGAGCUGGCAAAGUCAGCCUCUUGAAGAAAGUACCAGCACUAAAGGACGGAGACUUCACUCUAGCAGAAUGCACUGCCAUUCUGCUGUAUCUGAGUCGAAAGUACAACACCCCCGACCACUGGUACCCAUCAGACAUACAAAAACGGGCCCGGGUAGAUGAAUACCUCUCAUGGCAUCACGCUAACAUCCGGGCUAAUGCUCCGAAGACCAUGUGGAUCAAGGUGCUGAUUCCCCUUUUCACAGGGCAGCCGCUGCCCUCUGAGAAGCUCCAGGAGGUUAUGGAGGGACUGUCCACUUCCCUGAAGCAAUUUGAGGAGAGGUUUCUGCAAGACAAGGCUUUUAUCAUCGGGAGCGAGAUUUCUCUGGCGGAUCUUGUGGCCAUUGUGGAGCUGAUGCAACCUGUUGGAGUUGGUUGCGACAUCUUCGAAGACAGACCAAGGCUGAUGGAGUGGCGCAGGCGAGUCGAGGAUGCUGUGGGGAAAGAGCUUUUCUUCCAAGCCCACGAGAUGAUCCUCAAUAUCAAAGAACUGAGCAACAUUCAAAUUGAUCCACAGCUGAAAGAGCAUCUGGCACCUGUGUUGAUGAAGAUGUUAAAAUGAAUUAACCUAUCUUACCAUUUUUCCUACCCUUUAUUUUUUUUUAACUUCUUCUCUGACCUCCAGUUCUACAUGUAACUGGAAAGAGCACUGUAAUUCUAACACAGAAAUUGCAGAGUGUUUCCCCUCCCCACCCCACCAGGCCUUUUCUGUAUCUUUGGGGGUGGAAGCUGGGGAAGGUUUAAGACCGGAAACAUU